Molecule: messenger RNA, 2033 nt
Organism: Porites evermanni
Lineage: Eukaryota; Metazoa; Cnidaria; Anthozoa; Scleractinia; Poritidae
Source: the annotation of a GenBank genome assembly
AAUGGCUGGUUUUGGUCUUUCUCUGAAGGAGCUUUUGUACAAGGAGUGAUCCCAGAAUCAGAGGUGAGGGCAUACGUUUUCAUCAGUAAAGGUUGUUUUAAUUCCGUUAUCACAAUUUCCUUGGCUAAAAUUUAUCUGCUGGCUAAAAUGACAAUGUAUCUGUUCAAUAGAAAAGUCGUUUUUCUGUUACUAUACAACAUAAUUAACCUUGGAAUAUGUAAAAUCAAGCGCUAUUGAGUUUCGAGUCACCUAAUCUAGGACUACUCCUAGUUUGUAGGUGGGUAAAGGUUUCUACUUCUUCUUUUACCUAUUUAUUACAUGUUUGCAUGUUUUAACAGUUCUUUUUUUUUCUUUUCUACAGCGAGGUAUCACAUCACCAAGAGCGUAUGUCCUCUAUGACAGCCUCCAACAGCCCGAUCCUAAAUACUUCGAGCAAAUUCUAACCAAUAGCCUACCUGAAGGGCAAAUACAACAGUUUUGCGCUGAUUUCCUCGCGCUAUUCAGAGAUAAAGAACACAAGCGACCUGUGCCAUGUGCCAUCAGAGCUUCUGACAGCGGCAAAACGAGCCUGUUCAGCCCAGUGUUUCAAAUUGUGCCGUUAAGCCGAAUCGCUCGUGUGACCAAACAGAAGAGCUUUAACAAGUCGAUGAUUGACAGCUCCACGGAAGUUAUCUUUCUCGACGAGGCAUACAACAACCUGCUCGACAUAGAUGACUGGAAGAUAAUUUGUCAAGGCAGUUUUACAUCCCACGAUGUAAAAUGGAAGAAGGUCCAGGGGUGCCACUGCCGUGCAAGUAUGUACAUUACAUGUCAACAGGAGAUGGACUUUGGCGAGGCCCGCAAUGACGCGAUGAACCGAAGACUUCACAAGUUCUUCUUCAGAAGCUUGCCCCAAGUUAACCCGGAGGCCAACCAGUGGCUGCGAGAACAUGCAAUGGACUGCAUUGUAUGGGCCCAAAAGAUGGUUGCUACAAACUCCACUACCGCACAGACUGGAAGGACUUUAGGAGAGCGUGAGGACGGUUUAGAAAGUGAAGACGUUCAGAGAAUUUUGUCCGAUUCCCUACUGGAUGACCCCGAGUGCAACACGGAAGGCGGUGAAAUCUCACUCACGGAUGAAGAGGAGAGUGAAGCCGAAAGCGACAGCUCCGAUGAAAAUGAAAAUAACAACCACAUAGACAAGCUUCGCCAUGAGCUCGAAAAGGCGGUGCCGGGUGGGUUUCGGCACAGACAGCUGAGCAUGCUCCUGCGAAACGCUCAAACACAGCACAAAGCCAUCCAAAAUCGCCAAAUCGCCGGACGUCGACGAUAUCUAGUAAAUUUAGGAGUGACCAGCAAAUCGCAGGCAGAUCGACUGAUUACGCAUCCCGACGAGCUGCUACCAACCGACCUCGCUCGCAGAGAACAACAGGCCUUGAAAGAUAGGGCAGAACGUCUCGAAAAGCAAAGGGAAAGAGAUGAGCAGAAGAAAGAAAAAAAAGCAUUCUCUAAUCCGUGGCUGUUAGAAAUAGAAAAAGAAAUGGCCGAGAACAAUAUGUGUUUAGAGAGAGGCACAGACCCCGACAUGAGUGCAACGCUGGGGAGUCUUUUGGAGAUUGACUGUGAGAAACUCCGCACAUUUCACGAAAAACAAGGUACCCUUCGCCUGCAGAUGGCUGUGGAGAAAAGGAAAGAANUCGACUGAUUACGCAUCCCGACGAGCCACUACCAACCAACCUCGCUCGCAGAGAACAACAGGCCUUGAAAGAUAGGGCAGAACGUCUCGAAAAGCAAAGGGAAAGAGAUGAGCAGGAGAAAGUAAAAAAAGCAUUCUCUAAUCCGUGGCUGUUAGAAAUAGAAAAAGAAAUGGCCGAGAACAAUAUGCGUUUAGAGAGAGGCACAGACCCCGACAUGAGUGCAACGCUGGCGAGUCUUUUGGAGAUUGAUUGUGAGAAACUCCGCGCAUUUCACGAAAAACAAGGUACCCUUCGCCUGCAGAUGGCGGUGGAAAAAAGGAAAGAAAUCUGUGUGAAACGUGGAUUAGUGGAUCCUAG